This is a messenger RNA of Sporisorium graminicola, 2598 nucleotides long. RefSeq lists its product as uncharacterized. The transcript has a single exon. Bases 1 to 2598 code for a protein of 865 amino acids. The record is from RefSeq and is a predicted model, not a curated record. Lineage: Eukaryota; Fungi; Basidiomycota; Ustilaginomycetes; Ustilaginales; Ustilaginaceae.
AUGGCGACCUCGCAAUGCCCAUUUGGCAGCUCACCACGCUCCUGUAACGACGCUCUGCGCAGACGCCGUCGUCGCCGACCUGCGCUUCUCUCUGCCUUUGCUGCCCAAGCAGCCAUCCUUGUCUCUUCUAUACUCGUAUCGUCGCCUGCCAUGAUUGCACUUGUAGGCGCAACACCGAUCUCAAGCGACGACGGCCCCUCCUAUCCUGCUUCCACCUACCCAUCCAGCUUUGCCGCCAAUCAAAGGGCAGGCCAGCAGCUUCUUGGCAGUCAUUAUUACUCCUCCGAGGCGCAAUCGGCAGAUUCGACGCUCGACUCACACGUACAAUACACUCCAGCACAGCCACCACCAUCAUCAUCACGGCAGGCCACGUUACCAUCGCGGAACAAUCACGCAGCUGCAUCCAUAGACGAUGUUGAUGAUGAUCUCCCCCAUCAUUUGCACGAUCCACCGGCAUUACAUUGGCAGCACGCUCGUCGGUACGAUGACGACUCCACCGCCUCUGGCGAUCUCGACGUGUCCACCAUGACCCAGGACCUCGAGCUCAACGCGGAUCCUUCGCCCGUCUUAUCGGAGGCGAUCAAACGCGCCACCCAAAGUGCGCACCGCUACUCGUUGCCAUCGUCAUACCCCUCCACCAUUGCAUCAUCCUGGAGCAGACCCGAGCGCAGCGUAUGGUUCCAGCAGAAAGCCAUCAUCAUCACCUCCAUUUUCCUCGCCAUCUUCAUCGUUCUCUUCAUUGGAGCCGCAGUCUUUUUGCGCGAGAGAAAGUUUGACGAUGAGCUCGCUGAUCUUGACGAUGAAGAGGCACUCCAACGCAUCGAAGAGCGAAUGACCAUGGGCCGCUUCUCUGAACCUGUCGAGAAGGGAUCGGAUAGCCCCGGAGGUGGUGGCAAAUUUAAGCGACGCCUCCGCCUCGGUAGGAAGCGGUCCGAAAAGGAUGGCAGCAACCCGGACUCGUCCGAUCCGUCGUCGGCGUCGUCGAGCGCCGUCAAACGCAAGCGCCAUCUCGUAUCGCGCUGGACCAGAGGCAGCCUUCGUGACAGCAACGACACAAUGCGUGCCGUCAGUGACACCGCCUCCAUCCGAUCCGGCCGUUCUGCCCGUCGCGCCGCCCUCGGCGAUCCUCGGACCCCGCAAGAGUCGGUUGAGAUCACCUACGACAGUGAAGGCGCUGAAGUACCGCGCACUCAUCGUGAAUCAACUGGUGCCAGUUCUGGCAGUACUGGCGACGAUGUCAAUCGCCCACGCUCUCCACCACCGCCACAUCCAGACGAUACAGGCAGGCCACAAGAAUCAUCAUCUGAAGUCAGAUCCUCGUCGAACACUGAUGCGCAACGCAAUCGUGCUUCGGACUCGGAUGCCAGUGUACGGUCACCCAGACGAGUCCUGCUCGACGACAGCGACUUCCAUGCGGCUGAUGCAGCCGAGACGCAGCACAACGACAUGCGACACAUGCCUCCUGCCUACAUCCCCUCUGGCUCCGGCGGCCACUCCCAGUCGACAUACGAUGGCGCGGUUGUUGCUGAAGCCAUUGCACGCGGCGAUGCCAAGCAUGGCGUUCCCCCUCCCGAAGAGCGCGACCCAACCGUGUCGCACGAAGUGAUCACUGCCGCUCUAUCCCGAGCGCCUGCAAGAUCCAGCGAUGCAUACGAGUCACCGACGGGCCCUGUAGCGGCACAUAUUGCAACAGAUGACAAGGCAGUGCUCGGUGCUUUGUCUGCAGCCGCAAGCAUGCCGUCGGCGCCCGCCGUUGAUAGAGAGCUCUCGGCUCCCGCGUACGGUGCUGGAGAGGGAUCGGCGGCUGGUGGGUCGUCUAAUAUUGCUGGUGCGCCCGGUGCUGUGUCUGCAGGCCCGUCAGCGCCUGAUCUCGAAGUGGACGGUGACGGUUUCGAAGUUGCGCCAGCGGCUGAGAUUGCUUCGGGAUCGACAUUAGAAACGGCGUUUGCAGAUGAGAAGGGAGCGAGCAAGGGCAAGGGCAAGCAGAUCCAAAGCGGGAGCGUGCUGCCUGCACCACCCACAGCCGUCGAGACUGCCUUUUCUCCCUUUGAUCAACCCUACCGCUCUUCCGGGCCGCCUGGAACCAACCCCGCCACAUCACCUCCUUCUGGGCGAGUCUCGCCGCCGCUCGGACGCAAAGCGACGUCUGACGCGCCUUCUGGGCCCAAGUCGCUGCGAAAGAGCGAGAAACAGAAGGAAGCCGAGCAGGAACAGCACCUUGCCCAGCUGGUGGCAUCGCGACCCGACGGUAUGGAUGUGCCGCAGUACGAGAGGCUGGAUGGCGAUGCUGUGCACGGGCCGUCUGCGCCUCCGCUGCUUGCUGAAGCUGAUGAGGAGGAGCAUCGUGCAGCAGUGGAGGAGGUGACCGGACGUGAUCACGGCGUCGCCGAUCACCUUCCUGCUUACGAGCAGAGACGAAGUUCUACUGUUACCGCGGUGUCGGCAGCAGCAGCAGCAGCAGCAACAACAACAACACCAGAGUCCGAAGUCGGUCGACUCGGCCGUGCGAUGGAAGGGAACCAGUCCAGCGCGUCAGCUCCUCCGGCGCCUACGGCUCCUUUUGCACCAUCGGCACCACCACCGACUGACACAGAAUAG